Molecule: messenger RNA, 11520 nt
Organism: Venturia canescens
Lineage: Eukaryota; Metazoa; Arthropoda; Insecta; Hymenoptera; Ichneumonidae
Gene: Nrx-1
Product: Neurexin 1
Exons: 26
Coding region: 2507-7432 (1641 amino acids)
Molecular function (GO): calcium ion binding
Source: RefSeq, a predicted model, not a curated record
GGAAAGAUAACGAGAGCGAGAGAGAGAGAGAGAGAGAGAGCGAGAGAGGGGGAGAGCGAGAGGAAGAAACGCAGAAAGGGAGCGAAUGAGAGUGAUGGAAAGCGUUUGAAACAAACGAAACAAGGAAGAAACAAAGAUUCCGAAAAACAAGGAGGCCAAGUGGGAAAGCAGCUCGACGUCAGUGAGCUCGAGUUCUUUGAAAGUUUUGAUAAUUCAGUGUUAUGCUCGAUUCGUCGAUUAAAUCCAGGGAAUAAUAAAUAGAAAAAGAAGUUCGCGCACCGUUGUCGGAGCCUCUGAAGAUUCGAGCGAGUCGCGAAAUGCGCGUGUAAGGAGAGUCUUUCUGAUACUUUCCCUCCAGACUCUUAGCCGGGUGUCAGGAGUUCGCACCGGGCGAAUAUACAAAAGCUCCGAGAGGCUAAUCGCCUUUAUCCUUGGUGUGAAAAGAGUGCAAUUUAAAAAUUCAUCAAAUUCUGAAGUGAACGCGCAGUCAACGACGUUCAGAAGUACACUGGAAAGAGGCGACCGAGCGAAACGGAUAGAAAGAUAGCGAGCGGGAGGGAGAGAGGCAUAAAAAUGGGGCGAUACGUGAGCGAGGCCACGAGUCGCGGAUCGAUCGUGAAAUAACUUUGUGCGAGACACCGCAGAGAAACAGAACGAGAGAGAGUGAAUCGUACGAAGAGAAAGAGAAAGAAAGGAAAGAAAGAGAUAAAGAAAAAGAGGUUACCGAAUAGUCGACAAGGAACACAAAACUUUAAGGGUGAAAAUAAAAGUCCUUUACUCUUCUUCCUUCUCUUUUUCCCCGGUCUUUUCUACUUCCUCUUCUAAGCAUUCUCCAUCUCCUUCGACUUCUUCUACAACUCUAUAAAAUCUUUAGUCCCCUCCGUCUUCUUAUCCCAACUGUCAACCGCAACAGCAUUUUAUUUCACGCAUAAAUUUAAUGAAAAAGCUCUACUAAAUAGCGACUCUUUGGUGCAUAUAGGAAAAAUAUCUCUCGUUGUUUUUCCUUCGCGCUCAUACGUGCACAUCGAUGUAUCGAAGCUCUCGCGAGUGAUUCAACGCGUACGCUUACGCGGGUGAGUGAUCGCGCGUGCCUGUGUUACUUUUCGACGUUGAGAUAUUUCGUGCAAACUCCAGUACGGGGAGAGGAGGUAGAUUCAAAGUUUCGUGUAUUCUGCUCUUUUGCUUCGAGAGUGCCGCCAAUAAAGCACACGUCACCGCAUCCAAAUACAUGUUUUAUCCAACACACCUGGGUCGUUGACUCGGCCGUCUGCGUCGAAAGCGCUAAUUUCUCGUGACAAUCCUAUCAUCGUAUGAUCGAGAAAAAAGUACGUUGUUUUCCCCACGAAGGAGGGAAGUUACGAUAUGAAAUGCUCCAAGCGCACGCAAUAGAAAAGCUUUGCACCGCGUUCCUCGAGUCUCCCCAAAUCUGUUUACUCACAUUGAAAAAGUAUCGAAUUGCCAGGCGCGACAGAGUGCAAGGAAAAAAGCGCGAGCCUUCCUCGACGAAAUCCGGAUUGGAAUAGCAGCACGCGAGUGAGUGCGGUCAGUGUACGUUUGACCUAGAAUAAGAAGGGAGACUUCAGUGUCAGUGGAAAAGAAAUAUGUAAUCAGCCACAAAAGUUGCUUCCACAGGGAAAUAUAAACGCGGAAGACUUCUUUCGGCGAAAGGCUUCGGAGUAAACUUUCAAUAAAACUAAAAUAGUGAAAAAGGUCCGGUCAAAGGUAGCGCAAAUGAGUACGAACGAUGAGGUGGUUUGUGCACGGAGGUCAUGGGACUACCUGAACACGCUUGACUAUUUUAGUUAACCCAUUUACCGCAUUCGACCUCAACGCACGCGGUCUGACAAAAAAUAACUUUCCGAGUAGACCCCGAGCGAGUAUAGAAUAAAGCAGCGGAUACUCGAACGUACCGAAUUUUUUCGACGAUCCUAUAUCUGUAUGGGCAAUCAUAUAAAUCGAUAGAUGGUAUAUACGGUACGAGGAAGUUAUUCCCUCGCGUACGGCACUUCCGCAUCAACAUUUGCACGAGAAAAAGCUCUCUCGGAGGCACGCGACAGCGUAGAAACGGAGAGGCACCGGCGCACGUUGAUACUCUGGAUUUUACUCGACGAAACGACGACGAAUGCAAACACCGUUCGGUGUCGUAUGUGGAAAAGAGGAUUCGAGGCAGCGAAAUCUCUCGUCCGUGUAAUCCUGCGUUUUGCAUUUACGCACGUGUCCGUAUCGAUGUAAUAUAAACAUAAGGACACAGAGCUCCGUCCGCUCGACGUCACGACUCGUUGCUUUCGUCACGUCGCAUCAAUGACCAUUCUGACGCCAAAUAAAACAUCUCAAUGAAAGAUACGCCGUGAUAGAGCCACCGGUGUAAGAAUAUUAAUCCUCUCGCGAUAAAGCAGACAUCGGGGUGAAGCUUGACACUGGAAAAAAAAAAUCGAUAGAAAGACCGCACAUCUUGGAUCAGUCCGAAAAGACGAAUAAUUUUAUCAAAUUCUUGAAAAUUUAUAAAAUGAAUUCCCUGCUGUUUUACGCAUUGGUCCCAUUUUUCGGACUGUUGUCCGAUCACGCCUGGUCCUUCGUCCUCGAAGGUUCGUCGACGAGUUACGCACACUUUCGUAAAUGGAACGCUGGACUUAACGGCACUCUGGAAUUUGAGUUUAAAACGGAACAGGGAAACGGCCUAUUGCUGUACACCGAUGACGGUGGUACCUACGAUUUCUUCGAGAUCAAACUCGUCGAAAGCGCCCUCAGGCUAAGAUACAAUCUUGGCGGCGGUGCACAAAUCGUCACGGUCGGCCACGACCUCGGCGAUGGGCAAUGGCACAAAGUGCAAAUCGCUCGUAAUAAUGAAAAUACUACUCUGACCGUCGACGGGGUUGGCGCGACUUCAACUUCUCGCGGCAAAGAAUACGAGUUCGGACGAUUGAGUGGCAAUUCGGACGUCUAUGUCGGUGGUAUGCCCAGUUGGUAUAACAGCAAAUUAACUUUACUCGCUCUACCGAGUGUCAUUUUCGAACCGAGAUUCAAUGGCGUCAUUAGAAAUCUCGUUUAUGCUGACGGCGAUACUGUCGUUCCCAAACGACAGGAAAUGAAGAGCCGUGACUCCAAGUGCGGUGGUUUUCCAUGCGUCGAGAUGAUCGGCCAGCACAAAACACCAAGAAGCUUGCGGAACAUAAUUACAGCGAAUACGUCGGACGCUUGCGAAACUCGGGAUCCGUGUCAGCACGGUGGUAUUUGCAUUUCAACCGACAGCGGGCCAAUAUGCGAGUGUCGGACCGGUGACUACGAGGGUAUCUACUGUGAAAAAGAGGCAUGGAGCACGGUGCUACCGACCGCCGGUGCUGGUGAUUACUGGGCAGGGGAUUACAACAAAGCACCCUCGGAGGCAUCGUUCAAAGGAACCGAGUAUCUCGGGGUUGACCUCAGCAAAGGUGAGCCCGUACUGAGCACUCAAGAGUCCAUCAGCCUCCAGUUCAAAACGAGACAGCACAAUGGUCUCUUAUUCUAUUCUGGCGAGGGUGGUGAUUAUCUGGCAAUCUCGCUCAAGGAUGGCGGUGCAGCUGUUGGCAUGACAUUAGCUAAUGGAAGGCUCGAUCUCCACAUAAAACCGGCGAGGGUACGAUUCGAUGACAAUCAGUGGCAUAAAAUAAUCGUUCAUCGGAGGGUCCAAGAGAUAUCAUCGAUCACGAGUUUCUGCAAACUAUCAGCAGUCGUCGACGGGAUUUAUGCGGAGCACGGUCACACUGCAGGUUCGUUCACGCGAUUAGCGAGUGAUCAGCUCCUAGUCGGUGGUGGGGCAGACACGAAUGCGUUACAAGGAGCGAAAGGGAUCACCAAUUUUGUCGGAUGUUUGCGAGAGGUGAAAUUUGGCGCCGAGGGAAUAGCAAUGGAGCUUAUAGAAGCGGCGAAAAGCAAAGCGGAGGGUACGACAGCCUGGGGAAGAGUAGAUUUCCACUGUCGUGAGCCCAAAACCGAUCCAGUCACGUUUACCACCAGAGACUCUCAUCUCGCAUCUGCGACAGUGAAUGCGCGACGACUACACGGCGCCAUGGUCACCUUCACCAGCCCAGAGUCCCACCUGGUUCUUCUACCAUGGAAACACCCCGCGUCGGGGGUCAUAUCUUUCAAAAUUCGGACCAAUGAGCCUAAUGGACUAGUCAUGUAUAGUAGAAGUGGAGCCGCAACUCGGCCCGAUCUUUUUGCCUUCGAGAUACUGGACGGUCAUUUAUAUGUACACAUAGACUUAGGAAGCGGGCCGAUAAAAGUAAAAGCAUCCCGGAGAAGAGUCGACAACGGUACGUGGCACGACGUCAGUUUACGUCGGGUCGAACGAAACGGUUACGUUGCUGUCGACGGAGAUAAAACAGACUUCCGUACAGUCGGUGAUUCGACUGAAUUGGACCUUGACGGGCUACUCUAUAUCGGAGGAGUCGGUGUUCCCUUCGCACCGCUGACCGUACCUCCAGUACUUUGGACCGGAGCUCUCAGACAAGGAUACGUUGGUUGUAUGAGGGACCUGGUGAUCGACGGUCAACCAGUAGAUAUAACGGGUUACGCCCAACAGCAAGAUUCUGGUGCUGUGAGGCCAGCUUGUCAUGCACAAUCCGCUCACUGUCCUUCACAACCGUGUAUGCAUGGAGGUCGUUGUGUCGAGGGUUGGAAUAGAUUUCACUGUGAUUGUACAGCAACUCCUUACACUGGUCCAACAUGUGGAAAAGACGCCUCGACGUUGCAUCUCAACGGGAGCCAACAAAUGACGGCUCUUAUGCCAGAGGACUCGAAAACUCAAGCGGAAGAAAUAUCAAUAAGAUUCAAAACGACGAGGCCGAAAGGACUUCUCGUUGCUACGAGCCUCGAAAACAGCUCCGACAAGUUGCAAAUAUCGUUGGAUGACGGAACAGCUAAAUUGAGGAUACUCAUCGGAGAUCGAGAGAAGAUUUUACUCUCGGGUCAAGGCCUCAAUGACGACAUGUGGCACACUUUGAAGUUCUCAAGAAGAGCGACCAAUUUAAAAUUUCAAGUUGACGAAGAGCCGCCGAUUCGAGCCGAAAUUCAGUUGGGAAAUCAAGGAGUGCUGGAAUUCCGAACGCUCCACGUCGGGGGCUAUCUGCAUAACGCAGAAAACGUUGCUCAUUUCGUUGGUCAGCUGCAGCAGAUGUGGUUCAACGGUCACCCCUAUUUAGAGGUGGCGAGAAGCGCGGGACCUCAUCAGGGCUCUCAUCAGGGAGUAACUCCGAUAAUCAGAGUGACUGGCAAAUUUGGGAAACGCAAUCAUCCGGUGCAUCACGCGGUUACCUUCAAGUCGAAGCACGCAUUUGUCGGGCUUCCUGUGCUCAAGGCCUACGUCGAAACGAACAUAUAUUUCCAGUUCAAAACGAGAGAAGCGAACGGCUUGAUUCUCUUCAACGCUGGACGGGAACGCGAUUUCGUCGCGGUCGAACUCGUCGAUGGACACAUACAUUACGUGUUUGAUUUAGGCGACGGACCCGUCAAAAUUCGAGACACAUCGAGACCGCGUUUGAAUGACGGAAAAUGGCACGCGGUCAGCAUAGGACGACCAGCACCCAAAAGGCACACUUUGGCCGUUGACGAUCACGUUGCUGCCGUCCUCAGUCAAGGCAACAACGAAAAUCUCGAUCUCGACGGUAUUCUCUACAUAGGUGGAGUUGAGAAAACACAGUACGGACAAUUGCCGAAACCGAUUGCAAGUGAACAAGGUUUCGAGGGCUGUCUUGCUUCGGUCGAUCUCAGCGGAGAAAGCGUUGACCUUAUGGCUGACGCAGUCGUUACGAGUUCCCUAGUCGAAUCCGGCUGCGACAUCUAUGCGAGUAUCCAUCCGGGUAAAAAAUGCACUCACGACAUAUGCGCCAAUCACGGCACGUGCAUACAACAAUGGAACAGUUUUACAUGCGACUGUGAUAUGACGAGUUUUAGUGGUCCCACUUGCAAUGACGAAGCCAUAGCUUAUGAAUUUGGACCGGGGCGAGGCCUCAUAACGUACACUUUCGCAACGGAUCGAAGGCCAGAAAUGCCGAGAGACACGAUCGCGAUGGGCUUCGUGACUGGAUCAAGUGACGCUGUACUUCUGAGGAUAGAAUCAGCAACAAGCAACGAUUAUCUAGAAAUUGAAAUUGUAGAGGGUAAUAUAUUCGCCGUUUACAACAUGGGCACAAACGAUCAUCCGAUCGGUGAAGCCAGCGUUAAAGUCAACGACAAUCAGUAUCACGUCAUAAGAUUCACGAGAAACGGAGCAAACAGCACGCUCCAGGUUGACGACUACAACGUCCAAGCAAAUCAUCCUUCCGGUUCUCAAUUGACGGUUUUCAACAGCCAAUCGACGAUCCAGGUCGGUGGCAGGUGGAACCGAAGCAACGGAAGGGUCGAGCGACCAUUUUUGGGCGUCAUCUCAGGAUUGGUCGUCAAUGGGGCGAGAAUUUUAGAAGUUGCUUCCGCGAGGGAGGAUCGCGUCGUCAUUACCAUCAGAGGUGACGUUCAACCGCUGCCUCCGGGCACCCUGGGCGGGAGGACCUCUGGACCCUUCCAGAGAAUGCAACAGACUCCGGCCUCGGGACUUCCUGGAGUCAUGGACGAUUUAAUAUUCUCCGGCGCUGGUAGCGGCUGCGCCGGCGACGACGAAGACGAGGAAGAAUGCAGGCCAGUUUACCCUGACCCUGGAGAUGAUCUGAUAACGCCGGUUUACGUUGCGCCGACGAGAUCGCCGAGACCACCGAGGCCCAAGGUACCAGGGAACAAGGCUCCUCCAACCGACCACCGGCCGUCCUGCGACGACGAGGAGGACUGCGAGGAAGGCUCCGGGACGACCGAGGGAAUCUUCGUUACAUCACCCACCGAUUCAACUUCGGUGACGUACACGACGCAACGUGAGAUACCGACGAGCCAAACAACGAGCGAACAAACGUCCACUGCCUCAACCACCGUUUCCCGAGUCACCGUAAGAUACAAUGUCUCGAGCACUGUCACAACAGAAACCACUCACGGAAGUACCGUGACGACACAUCGUCCGACGAGUGUAACGACGCAUCCGACAACGACGAAAAUGACCGAGCCUCCGAUUUACACGCCGGAGACGUAUCCGCCGAUACCAACGCCGCAAAAGCCGAAUCCAAUAGUACCGAAAGUGCCGAGUAUACACUCGGACGCAGCGAAGAGCGCAGCGCUAGUGAUAGCGAUAAUAGCGGGUGCCCUAAUCGCCAUAGUGCUCAUAAUACUUUUAAUCCUAAAGUUCAAAAAUCGUCCAGAGACGAAUUACAAAGUCGACGAGACGAAAAACUUCUGUCAGGAUCCGAACGCCGCGUUGUUAGGCGCGGCUGCUGGUUCGGGCCAACAAUACAACGGUUCAACAAAAGCGGGUGCUGGUUCGAGCAAAAACGGCAAAAAACGUGAACUGAAGGACAUCAAGGAGUGGUACGUUUAAAUAUUUACUCGCGAGACCGAUUUUUCAUUCGGAUCGCUUGUAAAUUAGCCUGUCGCAGCCCGCGAAAGAAAUGCGUUAAAAAAUAAUAAAAUAAAUCAUUAAGAGAAGAGCAAUUUCAACGAAACCGUUGCAACUUCGUAGGGAGCGAUAUCCCCAUAAAGAAGCGUGCAAAAACAAGGAAGCGAGCAAAGACUGAUGACCCUUAACGAGGCAAAGAAUGGAAUAAUAAACGGCGUUACGAAAAUAACAAACAAACAAACAAACAAACAAAAGACGUAGAGAAUCGUGAAAAAUACAAGAAACUCGGAAACUCUGCCUAUUAUUCGAGCAAUCCUCGAUUCGUGCGCUCGUCGAAAGUGCGUGCGCGAUUUUUCAAUAAAUAUGUGUAAAUGUAGGUUGAAAGUGUACAGAGACAAAACGCACGGAUAUAUUGUACCGUCUGCUACGAAAUACGAACGCCCGAAUUAGAUGUUGCAACUUCCGCGAACAUUUGCAACUUUGAUUCCAAACUCGUGAAACACUCCUCGUCAUCUUGCAACAUUUUUUUCAUUAAUAGAGAAAAAAUAACUAGUGAAGUUAUCUCGAUAAUUGGAAAUAAUUCGCCAACUUGGACACAAAGUGCGGUGAGUGAAUAUUUAAAUCAAUGUUGCGAGAGACUUUGAAUAUGUCGAAAAGGAGCAACGCCGGUUAAAUCCUAAACUCACUCGACCGCGAGACCUAUUGUUGUAUAGAAAAAUAUUCUAUUAUAUUACGAAAUAUUUAUAAAUAUUAUGUUACGCGUGUAAAUUGUUUAUUGAAUUAUAUAGAUUUUAUUGAACGAACGAGACACAGUCCUUGCGGGUGAAUAAGUGAGAUGUGGAUGAAAAUGUAAAAAAAAAACGAUGAAAAAACACCAACAUUUGGCGGAAUAAAAUAUUGAAAUCGGCUCGAGGAACUGCGAGCGUAGCACGACUAAUCUUACGGAAUAAGUCGAAAUAUAUCGUAGCACGCGAGAGACGCUUCUAUACAAUACAAUCACACACGUACACGGAUAUACACAUACACACGGUGCGAUUUGCCGUAACGCCGAUGCGAAUUUAAAUAAAAAAAAAUAUUCGUAGAUUCAUAAGUACGUUUUUUUUACGAUAUUGAAGUCUGCGUCAUUCGAAUGCAACGAAAACUCGUUUCGUUAUUCUUCACUUGCUUAAUUUACAAUUUCGGUUUCAUGCUUUUCAUUGAUUUUUAUGCAGUUGUAAAAAAACAUCGAAAAACUGUUUUGCUGAACUCUGGACGUCACUUUUCGAAGCGAAUUUUUAAAUGGUGAAACUAUUUUGGUACUAAAGUUUUCAAUUUCAUAAUCAAAAUAAUACAUGGAAAGCAAAUUAGUUUUCAGAUUUUUCAAAUUCCUUUUUAUCGAGCAAAGCUUGAAAUUCGAAGACGUUGGAAUUGAGAGUGAAAAAAAAGCUUGUUGCAUUAGAACGAUCCAAACUUCAUCGUCUUUUCAUAUUUUCUUCCUCGAACUUUAUCAUUCUUAUUCUCAAAUGAAUCGUCGCGAUCUCGCUCUGCCCGCGAUAUUCCCAUUAAAAUCUCGCAUUAUCGUUGUUGUUGUUAAUGUUGUUGUUGUUGUUGAUGCGAAAAAAUGAUAUUUUGCCAAGAAUAGAUACGAAAAAAAAGAAAAUUUUCCGUUUCGUCUAAAAUGGUCGACCUUGUCAUGAUUUUUCUAUCAAUUCUAAAAAUAUUUCCAUCCUCUAUUUCGGAAGAAUCGAAGCGAGAGAACUACCCUCGCUCCCAGAGACCAUUCGACCGUUAAACUGUCACUUAUUCUUUCUUCUUAUUUUUCUUCAUAUUUUCAAAAUAGUAUCCAGUCUUUCAUCCUAACGAAUAACAUUUUUUCCUACUCUCGGUGCACCUACGCACACAAAAGCAACAAUUUUGUCCUCGGAGAUCGCUAUAACCGUUGGAAUAAUCACCGCGUGCGAAUGAAGAAACGAAUGAAAGAAGAAAGAACAAAUUGGAGAGUGAGAGCGAAGGAGGGCGAGAGAAUAAAUGAGUGCGCAAAUGUGUGAGAGCCAGCGAAUCGAAUAUUCGUCAUCCUGGAAAGGAAAGCGAUUGGAUGAGAAAUAAAAAAUGAGAUAAAAUCCAUACCACAAAAAUAUCAAUGUCGAAUUUGUACUACGUGGCUAACUUAUCCGGGCAGGAUCAACGAUAUCGGGUGCGCAUUACGACAGCUUUCGGAAGUAAACUGUAGCUAGAAAAACUGGACGAAUGUUUUCGAUAAGAAGGGGACAGAAAUACGGAGAAAUGGACUUACGAGUGAAAUAAAACUAAUACGCAUAUCGUUCUCACUGCCCCUUACCUCUAUCCGCAUAUCCUUCAAUGUACCGACGACUAAUAUUUGUAUGCUAAGCUAAUCACUUCUAUAAGAUAUUUAAGAGUGCCGUGGAAACAUCUUCGAAUGAUACGAUACACAUAUACACACUGAUACACUCGUGCGAUGUAACCUUCCGUUUGAAAAUAAUCAACACGAAACUUUGCAUUCCAAAGAAUAUGAAGAUAAAUUCAAGGAUCGUGGAACUCGGAUUUUUAUACCGAAAGAAUUAUUCUAGUUUGUACUGUUUUUAUUUGUGCUGGUUUAGUAUAACUGCUGUGGAUCUCGAAAAAGGUUAUGUUGUAACGUUUUUAUCGACACUUGACGAAUGAACGCGAUGAUUCACGACGUAAACUUGUAGAUAAUUUUUUUCUGUUCGGUCGCUCGUUAUAUAAUUGUCGAAAAAACUAUCGAGAAUUGCAUCAAAAUUUAUUAUAUUUCCAAGCAAAUUCCCAUUCGUGCUGAGCGAUGAGAGAAAACUCUCAAAAAUCAGAGUCCUCUGUAUACCCAAGACGAACAUAACCUCAAAAAGUUGUAUGGCCAAUGGAAAACAAUGAAUUGUAUUGUAAAUUUUGGUUUGUAUCUAGACAUUUUCGAUCGUGAAAAGUGUGUGAACGUUUCCAUUGAGAACAAUUCUUUCGGUGUAUCAACGAUAUGAAAAAAUUGUAUAUCGAUUAAAUCGAUGUAAUAAGAUAGAAAGGAAGAUGAAAACAUAAAAAGGUGAGCUACGAAAAGGCCCGACUGUAUUCAGACCCGCUACUAGUUAGAUGGAAUUAUAUUUUACAUUGUACAGUUACGACGGGGAUGCACCAUAGAUAGAGAUUAUAUUCGUGAUAUAACAAUACCGAGAUGUUAGGCAUUAAAAUAAUUCAUUAUAAAUCAAUAAUUAUAAUUAUCAUUAAAAUGUACUGUAUCAAUGGCGGCGCAAGAGUCCAAAAUGAUACGAAGUGCGCAAUACGCUCGCGAAUAUUUUAGUCGCUUGCUCAUCUCGAACACACUUGAUUGAAACAAUCGAGAAAACAAAAAGUAUUAAUGAAAAAAAAAAAAAACAAAAACAAAAUGAAGAAAAAAAAUCAUUCGCAAGUUUGGCAAACGAAGAAAGUAUUCUCGCACUCGGAGCGCGCGUUCCGGCUUUUAUUUACAAAUAUAAAUGAUAACGAAGCAAGCAAGAGAGAAAAGAGAGAGAGAGAGAGAGAGAGAGAAAAGAAACAAUAAAAAAAUGAAUCGAGUUAAGCGUGUGUAGAGUGUGGUGGCAUUUAGAUUUUUUACACGUCAGCGCAAAGCCUUUUCCCGAUGUUGAUGAAUCGACGUUUUCGUUCGAUGUUCGAGCGACGAAAAAAUUGAGAAAAAAAAACAAGAACGAAAAAUAUUCCCAACCGCAAAUUCAAAGCAUUUGCUGUAAUUUUUGUCUUCUACAAUCGAGCCUCCCAGCCGCCCCUCGUUCUCCACACUUUUCAAUGGAUAAUACCCUUGUAUACGCAUAUAGUACUUGUAGUAUAAAAACAUAAACACAGACACACACUGUAUAUGAUUUACAGAAGCAAAAAAAACAAACAUUAUUUCGAGUCGAAAUUAAUAUCAUGGUCAGCACGAUUGAAAAGAAAAUAAAACUGAAAAAGUGACCUGCGUAUUACCGGCAGUCCGUGUAUAGUCGCAUUGCAGAUCCCUGAAACUGGAGACAUGUAAAUAUUCUAGAAGUACUGAUAAUUGUACGAAUAAAAAGUAUUUGAAAAUGUGAAAA